UAAGGUCAGGAAGUACUACUCGGGGUUAAACAGCCCACCCCGAUGAAAUUCUGAAUUUAGCUAGCCAACGGUAGAUGGUAAUAAUACGAAUGUGACUUUAUAUAUGACAGCAAACGUUUGCUAAAUGUAUGGAAAAUUGCUGCGCUUAUUGAUUAGUACGACAGUCUUUUGUUAAGACUUAAAAUGUCGGAUUUUUGUUGAUCUCGUAUUAGGAGCAACACAAUGUCAGACUAGCCAGACAGUUAGCUAGCUUACUGGCUUUUACAAGCAAGUCAAAUAUAAAUAACUUCGUUUCUUAGCUGACCUAAGUUAUUUAUUCGGUGUUUUUCCAACGUAUGCAUAAGAAACGGUGUUAUACUUUAGUCAACGGGAAGUUCUGAUGAUAAGGUUGUUGAUAGUUCGAUAGCUAGCCAGCUAGCUAGCUUUAUACUGUCCAUCUAGCUAGCUGAAAUUAUAUUUCUGAAGAUAGACAAGCAUGUCAGUUUUUGACAGGAUGGUGACAACUUGGCUGCUGUUUACACUGUUGCUGGUUAUCUCGCGAGGCGUAACUGCUGACGUCGAGGAAAUGAAUGGUGAAGCAGAUUCCAAGUCCUUUGAAAAUCAGAAGGCAGAAGAUAAGGUGCCAGAGGACACAAAGGAUGUUGUGGGACAGGCGAUACUCUCCCGGGAUGAUGCCCCUAAGGAAGAGGAGCUGAGUGAGGGGCAAACUGUUCGGGAGGCGGAGGGUGAGACGGGCGCGACCCAGGAGGAGGACCUGCCCUCACAGCCCGCCCCGAAACUAGAAAAGCCGAAAGAGGUUCCUGUGGCGAUUGGGGGCACUGCCGCUGGGGAGCCCUGCAUCUUCCCCUUCCUCUUCCUGGGGAAGGAGUACUCGGACUGCACCACGGAGGGGCGGGGGGACGGCAGGCUAUGGUGCGCCACUACGUUCGACUACGACCGCGACAAGAAAUGGGGCUUCUGCGAAACGGAGGAGCAGGCAGAACAGAGACACCGGGCGGAGGAGGCGGAAGACCUGUACCAGAAGGCCGUCAGGAUAAUCAGCAACACUGGCAAGAAGAGCCAGAAGAAGGAGGGCUACAAGCUGCUCUCAAAGGUGGCUGACAUGGGCCAUACCAAAGCCAUGGAGAAGGUGGCGUACGCCAUGCUGUUCGGAGACUACAUGCCCCAGAACCUCCCACAGGCCAAGGAGCUUUUUGAGAAGCUGGUGUUGGAGGGGUCCCCCAAAGCUCAAACGGCAUUGGGCUUCCUUUACGCAGCAGGACUAGGGGUGAAUUCCAGUCAAGCAAAGGCCUUGGUCUACUACACCUUUGGAGCGCUAGGAGGAAACCUUGUGGCACACAUGAUACUGGGGUACAGAUACUGGGGAGGCGUCGGUGUGCCUCAGAGCUGUGAAUCUGCUCUGACUCACUAUCGACUGGUGGCCAACCACGUGGCCAGCGAUGUGUCCCUAAUGGGGGGCAGUGCGGUACAGAGGAUCAGGCUGCUGGACGAGGUGGAGAAUCCCGGCUCGACCAGCGGGAUGCUGGAGGAGGACCUGAUCCAGUACUACCAGUUCCUGGCAGAGAAGGGCGACGUGCAGGCACAGGUGGGGCUGGGUCAGCUGCACCUGCAUGGCGGACGGGGGGUGGAGCAGAAUCACGAGAGAGCCUACGACUACUUCAACCAGGCGGCCAACGCGGGGAACACGCUCGCCAUGGCCUUCCUGGGGAAGAUGUACUCUGAGGGUAGUGAGGCCCUACCCCAGAAUAACGAGACAGCCCUGCAGUACUUCAAGAAAGCUGCGGAUUUGGGAAAUCCGGUGGGACAGAGUGGUCUGGGCAUGGCCUAUCUGUAUGGGAGGGGCGUGGCCGUGAACUACGAGCUGGCGCUGAAGUACUUCCAGAAGGCGGCGGAGCAGGGCUCGGUGGACGGGCAGCUGCAGCUGGGCACCAUGUACUACAACGGCAUCGGGGUGAAGCGGGACUACAAGCAGGCGCUGAAGUACUUCAACCUGGCGUCGCAGGCGGGGCACAUCCUGGCCUUCUACAACCUGGCGCAGAUGCACGCCACGGGCACCGGCGUGAUGCGCUCCUGCCACACCGCCGUGGAGCUGUUCAAGAACGUGUGCGAGCGCGGUCGCUGGUCCGAGAGGCUCAUGACCGCGUACGGCAGCUUUAAGGAGGGCGACUCGAACUCCGCCGUGGUCCAGUACCUGCUGCUGGCCGAGCAGGGCUACGAGGUCGCCCAGAGCAACGUGGCCUUCAUCCUGGACCAGAAAGAGGCGAACAUCUUCAGCGAGAACGAGACGUACCCCCGAGCCCUGCUUCACUGGACGCGCGCGGCCGCCCAAGGGUACAUGGUGGCCAGAAUCAAGCUGGGGGACUACCACUUCUACGGCUACGGCACGGACGUGGACUACGAGACGGCGGUGAUCCACUACAGGCUGGCCACCGAGCAGCAGCACAGCGCGCAGGCCAUGUUCAACCUGGGCUACAUGCACGAGAAGGGCCUGGGCAUCAAGCAGGACAUCCACCUGGCGAAGCGCUUCUACGACAUGGCGGCCGAGGCCAGCCCCGACGCCCAGGUGCCCGUGUUCCUGGCGCUGUGCAAGCUGGGCCUGAUGUACUCUCUGCAGUACCUGCGCGACCUCAACCUAUCAGACCUCCUGACGCAGGUGGACCUGGACCAGCUCCUGGGGCCGGAGUGGGACCUGUACCUCAUGACGGUCAUCGCCCUGCUGCUGGGCACGGUCAUCGCGUACCGCCAGCGGCAGCACCAGGCCGUGUUCCGGCCGGCGCCCCCCCCGAGGCCCCCCGCCGAGCAGGCGGAGCCCCAGCCCGAGGGCCAGUGAUCGGGGGGGGGCGGGUCCCAACGCUGUAACGGCUCCCGAGCCCUGCUUUUAAUGCAAGUUCCCCCGACACAGACGCACACACACACACACACACACACCCAUACCCUCCCCACCCUGUGCAGAAAACAGCCAGGCCACCCAAACCUGUUUUUUGACAGGGUCCUGUUUGGCCCGAGAAACAGGAUUCCCCACCGGGCCCGGUGGAACCCAGUCACUACCGAGCCAGUCCAGUUGAUGGACAGGUCUGGCUGGGGAACACAGGACUCAAACCCAUCCGUCUCAUUUUUUGUCGUAUUCAACGAACCAAGUAAGUUAACAUAGCAAAUAACAUCAGGGCGGCCCACCGCAGCACACGUUUUUGUAGCGUCAGCGAUGCUAAGCUGGACCUCUGUAAAGGAGGGGAAGCUGGACUGGGGAUUGGCCAACGUUAUUCUGCGCACCUUGUCACUGUAGCCCGGAGACGUGAUUCGUUAUCUCCAGAGUGGGCGGAAACUUUUCGUGAGGUUCACGAGAAGCAGAAACAUGCGAGCUUGACCGCCAUUGACCUUUCACCCUGGACUGAUGCCGGUGACAAAAGAGGUUGUUUUCGGGCCCCAAACACCCGUGACCUUUUUAAUACACCAUGACGUAAGGAAGUCCUUUAAAGACGAACGGGGAGAAUCCAGGUUGAAAUAUUUAUGCCUUUGGCUAAAAUGCUGUCCCUGUUCCAGAGGAAACUCAAGAUGAUGUCAGCAAAAAAAAAAAAAAAAAAAAGACUACUUCCAAGAUACCAGCUUCGUUUCUUGGACAUAUUCUAUAACUGUGCUUGAGGACUACUGUGUGGUCUGCUUGUUACCGUAGAGUAACGUAGAGUCCUCAUCAAGGUCUUGUUACACUAACCAGUCCCUGAAUCGACCCUGUUUCUUCUUCUACAUGUUUUCCAUUUAUACAGCUGGACUGGGCUAUUCUGAUGGACUGUAGAUCAGGGGGUACAGCGACAGUGCCCCACCAAACCACCUCUGUACUUCCCCUUAGGAGACCCUUGCUUAUGACACUGAGGAAUAGUGGCGACGGCCGGUUGUAAAUGUGUUUAAAUGGCAAUGCGUUCAUUCUAGGUGUAUAAAUGUGUAUAGAUGCAAUUGUCUAUAGGAUGUAAAGAAUGCAGUGAUUUUCAUUCAGUGUUUUUCUUAAAAAUAAGAAAAAGUAUGUUCUAAUAAUCUCCUUCACAUAUUCUUCCUUGGUUGCUUAGCACUUUUGUUCUUAAUUGAAACAAUGGUGAAUACCUAAAUUCCGUUUUUACAUUGUAUAGGUUCAUACAAAAAAUUGAAUAAAAAUUGACUGAAGCAAUUGUUCUGCAUGCGAGAGGCCAGCUCACCUUAAUGAAUCGGAGAAACCUGUCCAAACCCCAGGGCCAGGACGUUACAGAUUCAUUCUGAUGAAUCAAAUAGGAAGAACGCCAGUUUGAUUCAUUUUCGAUUAUACAAAUUGGUAGGAAAUUGAAUGUUUGAUUCUUUUUCAGAACAGAAUGCUGUUUACAUAAACGCUAGUAAAAGUAAAAGACGUG
Messenger RNA from Anguilla anguilla (European eel), 4373 nucleotides. RefSeq names its product protein sel-1 homolog 1-like. Gene Ontology annotation, biological process: ERAD pathway. Lineage: Eukaryota; Metazoa; Chordata; Actinopteri; Anguilliformes; Anguillidae. The coding region runs from base 476 to 2830 and encodes 784 amino acids. The transcript is spliced from 22 exons. Gene Ontology annotation, molecular function: protein binding. Gene Ontology annotation, cellular component: endoplasmic reticulum membrane. The record is from RefSeq and is a predicted model, not a curated record.